GGUUGGCAAGUAAGGUUGCCGAGCAUUUCUUGAAGUCGAUGAAGCCGUGUGCACUGCAGACAGGUGAGAUAGUCCACACUUUGGUUGUUGGCGGUGCUAAAGUGCAGCCAAACGACAAGAACACGAAGUACUUGUUGAGGAAUUACAAGGGAGGCGAGGCCGAAUCAAAUGUACAUCGUGGUCAUGCAUCAUGUGGAGAGGAAGGCUUGGAAGAUCUGCAGACGAACGAGCCCCAGCCACCGCCUGUUGCGGGACGGGCAGUUGCCGACAUUGCAAACAUGCUUGUUGAUGCACUUGAUGAGGCUGUAGAGGGUGGAGGUGCAGCGGAGGGCGGUGGCGGUGAGGAAGGGCAAGGGUCGACAACACGAAUGACCAUCUUGAGACAGACCACUGUGCGACAGUGGGUGGACAAUGCGGCGCAGAAGAAGCUGGACAUUGCGAGGGCAGAGGCCAUGUUCAGGGCUGGUAUUGCUUUCAAUUUCUUGAACAUGGACACGACUCAGACAUUGCAUGUCGUGUACCCGGAGGUAGCCAACUCGAGGCCGAAGGUGAAGCUCCCAUCGUACAACUACAUGAGGACAGUCAUGUUAGACAUCAUCUACAUGAAGAUCCAAAAGGAGAAUCGGCCAGUGCUGAACUUCUUGGCGGCGGGGGAGCAAGGGGCGGUGCUCAUGAUGACGGUGACAAUGAGUGGUAGGAAGAAGAAUGCAGUGGCACUGGCAAAGUUGUGGGAGCAGGUAAUGAGGGAGAUUGGACUGCAACGCAUCAACGCGAUCUGCACCGACAACGCCGAAGUUAACAAGAAGGCGGCGCAGAUCCUAGAACGGCACAAGGACAAGGACGUGGCCAGAAUUCCAUGGGUUCCCUGCGGGGCACACUGUUGCAGUCUCCUUCUCAAGGAUUUGGCCAACCUAUCGUGGAUCAAGGGCACAGUGAAAACCGCGAACACAAUCGUGAAGUUCAUCCUGAAUCAUCAUGCCACGCACGACUUGAUGAUGACUGUCGAUGACUUGUUGUCCUUACUUCGUCCGACGGAAGUGCGGUUCGGAUCUGUGUAUCAAAUGCUCCAACGACUAGCAGACAGAGAGGAUGUUCUUGUUGAGAUGGUGGAUGGGAGGUCGGCUGGAAAGUGGAGAGCGUUGAGAUGGUCAGGGGAAAAGUUGCGCAGGAGAUCCGACCUCGUGUACUACACAGUGAGGUCCAAGGUAUGGUGGCCGCAGGUGAGGAAGAUUGUGGACAUCAUGAAACCGAUCUUCCAGUUGCUGAAGAGAAUGGACGCAAAAGGAACGCCUCCCACCAAUCUUGUUGAGCACGAUGAUAUGAUUGGGCAGAAAUUGACAAACGUGGUGCUGACGAAGGAGCGGGAGGAUGUCAUGGAGAAGAUUUGGGGUGAGUGGAACAACAAGGCACACUCUGACUUGUGGGGGGAACUGAUGGAGUUCCAAAAGCAGCCCGCGAGGGUUGCGACGGAGAAUGUGUGCACGGAGCCCGAGAAAGCUAUGAAGAAAAAGCGGAAGGAUGAGCACAUGUGGGAACAACCGGCGGUGGACGAUGUGAAGAGGCUUAACCCUGCGACCUGGUGGGCAGCACAUGGCGGGGAUGUCCCAACCCUUCAAGCAAUUGCAAUCAAGUCCCGGCGACCACGUAUGUUGGUAGGCGAACUCGGCGACAGGACGGAUCUCGAGGUUGAGCCUAUGCCGGUCGUCGAUAGAGUGGACACGGACGUAGAGUUUUUGCUGCACCGCCACGAUGACCCGGACGAGGAAGAGGCCACCCGUGCAAAGGAGAUGGCGGACAGGGAUCUUGAACUCGUGGACAGGCGGGUCGCUAAGGAGGAGGCCCGUCGUGCAGCGAUCCCUACCCGCAGGGAGAGGGAGAGGCAUGCUGCACAACAGGAAAAGCACGGGGGCGAGGCCUUGAAGGAAAUGGAUGGGGAUGUCCAGCCUGCCAUGGACAAGGGCGAGCAGCAGCAAGGGGAGCCCGCGGACGCAGCGGAAGAGCACCAAGCAGCAGUUGCCGUGUACGCGCGCAGGCCCCGCCCAUGCGUGGAGCAAGAAGUGGGAGCGGAGGGAGAGACCACCGACCAGCAGGUUGCAAUUAGUGAGGGGGGGAAGGAGCAGCAGGAAGAGCCGCGGGCCGCAGAGGACAUCGGCACGCCCCCUUUUCCCUAAAUUGAACGAUGCUCUCCACCAUGACAACCUCUGGAAGAGCAGGACAGGCAGGAAGAGGAAGGCAACAGUGGAGGAGUCCCCCAAAGCGCCCCGACGCGGCCGUGGAAGGCCCACAAAAAAAAUGACAGUCGAGAAGACUGCGUCGCAGCACGGACGCCGCAACACUGCG
Messenger RNA from Chara braunii, 2340 nucleotides. NCBI's taxonomy places the organism in Eukaryota, Viridiplantae, Streptophyta, Charophyceae, Charales, Characeae. The record is from the annotation of a GenBank genome assembly.